GCUUGCGCGUUCUGCAGGAAACCCUCUUGAUAAACGCCAUAAUGGACCACUUUCCAACCAAUUGGGGUCGUCCUCGUAACGAUGCAUUCGACGCCUAUGGCACCUACCCCAUAGCACAACGUCCCUACAACGGUCUCAAGGACGCAUUUGCUGAAGGAGUUCAACAUACGCAGCAGCCUAUAGUGACUGGCACAAGCGUGCUCGCGAUAAAGUACAAGGAUGGAGUGAUGAUGGCAGCAGACAAUCUUGCAUCAUACGGCUCCCUUGCACGAUUCAAGGACGUACAACGUCUACAUCCAGUUGGAACAAACACCGUCGUUGGAGCUGGAGGCGACAUGUCCGAUUUCCAGUACAUUCAAUCUCUACUAGAUGGCUUAAUGAUCGAAGAAUUUACUGAGCAAGAUGGCCAUUCCUUGGGGCCAGCUGAGAUACACGAGUAUCUUUCACAGGUCAUGUACGGACGUCGAUCUCAGAUCAAUCCAUUAUGGAACGCGUUAUUGGUUGGUGGAUUCAAAGAGGGAAAGAGGUUCCUUGCUUAUGUUGAUUUACUGGGAACAACAUAUUCCGCCUCUACCCUCGCUACUGGUUACGGUGCCUAUAUCGCCCAACCUCUACUCCGUAAGGCAGUCGAAGGGAACGAAGACAAGCUCACAGAAGAGGAAGCAAUGCAGAUCCUUGAGGCGAACUUGAAAGUGCUGUAUUACCGCGAUGCAAGAAGCUUGAAUAAAUUUCAAAUAGCCAAAAUCACUGCUGCUGGCGUCUCCAUCACGGAAUCGAAAAGUAUGGACACGACCUGGUCUUUCGCAGAGGGCAUCAGAGGAUAUGGCUCGCAGACACAAUGAAAUAUGUAAUGUGACCGUUGUAAUAACGAUUUUAGUCUGAAUGGACAUGAACAGUAGAGCCAUCUGCAAAG
This is a messenger RNA of Marasmius oreades (fairy-ring Marasmius), 913 nucleotides long. RefSeq lists its product as uncharacterized. The transcript is spliced from 6 exons. Bases 42 to 842 code for a protein of 266 amino acids. NCBI's taxonomy places the organism in Eukaryota, Fungi, Basidiomycota, Agaricomycetes, Agaricales, Marasmiaceae. The record is from RefSeq and is a predicted model, not a curated record. Gene Ontology annotation, cellular component: proteasome core complex.